Candidozyma pseudohaemuli is the source of this 846-nucleotide messenger RNA. RefSeq lists its product as uncharacterized. The transcript has a single exon. The coding region runs from base 1 to 846 and encodes 281 amino acids. Lineage: Eukaryota; Fungi; Ascomycota; Pichiomycetes; Serinales; Metschnikowiaceae. The record is from RefSeq and is a predicted model, not a curated record.
AUGAUUCUGAGUAAACUGUCUUCGCCCCAGCUCAGCUCCUCGCCAUCCAAACUACGAACCCCUCCAGCUCUCUCGAAUACGCCGCUGGCCAAUCCACUGAGAACCUCGUCGAACGCAGCGCUGAAAAAAGGAUCGAAAAAAGUUUCUGGGUUUUUCAAGAAGAUCGGUUCUGAGUGGUCGGGGCUCCUAUAUCGCCUCAGAGAUAUCUCACACGACACCCAUUCCGAAGACGAGGAAGUAGCUGAGCUUUUCGAGGACAGCGGGCCUCUAGACAUGGACCGUUUAUCCAAGGUUGGCCGUCAACUCACCGACGCCGAGGAGCAGUUCCUUCGAGACUACAAAAAGUACAAAGAUCUUAACAAGGUGUUUGAGAUGCAUCAGCUAGAAAACCCCACGGCUGCCAACAGCGAGCAGGAUAUCGAAGAUAUCGACCGUCUCAUGUUCACCGACAUGAACAUGGUGAAGCUCAAGGACAACCUCAUCAACCAGGUGCGUGCCACUUCACAGUACAACUCCGACUCCUCCACAGACACACGCACCAGCCAGCUUGAACAGCAAACCCUGAGUAUCGGGGAGAUCUUGUGGGAGUACAGAAGGAGCAAAUGGCUUUCCUAUGGCCGGGUCAGUGAACAGGCUAUCGCCGAGAAAGUCAACGAGAGACGUGAGGAAGCCUCGAUCAAGCACAUUCCAAAGGAGCUCUACCCACGCAUAUACACCAACUUGGUGGACAAGGGCCGCAGCUUGAAGGACGACAAGCGUCUCAACUUGGAGGAUUUGGUGGAAGUGGUGAACGAGGGAUGGAAGAAGGAAGAGAGAUGGACUCGUGCCGCCGAAGGCUUGCCUUAG